Choloepus didactylus (southern two-toed sloth) is the source of this 5502-nucleotide messenger RNA. RefSeq names its product EYA transcriptional coactivator and phosphatase 3 (gene EYA3). The transcript is spliced from 19 exons. Bases 314 to 2032 code for a protein of 572 amino acids. Lineage: Eukaryota; Metazoa; Chordata; Mammalia; Pilosa; Megalonychidae. The record is from RefSeq and is a predicted model, not a curated record. Gene Ontology annotation, molecular function: protein tyrosine phosphatase activity. Gene Ontology annotation, biological process: cell differentiation; multicellular organism development; positive regulation of DNA repair. Gene Ontology annotation, cellular component: nucleus.
GAUUUCAAUCAACAGGAAGUUUUUUGAGAAUAUACUGAUUUGGAUGAAGUUUGAGAGAUUGUAUGUAAGAUUAUAUACUAAAGAAGAGGAUGAAAUAACUAUACACAUAAUAUGUAUAAGACCUAAUGCAAAUAAAGUUGACAAUCUGGAUGAUUAGGAAUAAUGCCCCAAAUUUGGCCCCAGAAGGAAGAAAUAUGGUCAUCAAUUGUCUGGAAAUCAGGACAGGAAGAGCGGGGUCUGAGAAGAUUGUGAAGACUGCUGAGAGAGACUUGGAAUCCAGUCACAUAAGCAUAAUAAAGAAAUAUUGGUCCUCAUGGAAGAAGAGCAAGAUUUACCAGAGCAACCAGUAAAAAAAGCCAAAAUGCAGGAAUCGGGAGAGCAAACUUUAAGUCAAGUAAGCAACCCAGAAGUCAAUGACCAGAAACCUGAAACUUCAAGCCUUACUUCAAACCUUACCGUGUCAGAGGAAAUUAUGACAUGCACCGAUUACAUCCCUCGCUCAUCCAAUGAUUAUACCUCACAAAUGUAUUCUGCAAAACCUUAUGCACAUAUCCUCUCAGUUCCUGUUUCGGAAACUGCUUACCCUGGGCAGACUCAAUACCAGACGCUACAGCAGUCUCAACCUUAUGCUGUCUACCCUCAGGCAACCCAAACAUAUGGACUACCUCCUUUUGGUGCAUUGUGGCCAGGUAUGAAACCUGAAAGUGGUUUAAUUCAGACUCCAUCUCCAAGUCAACACAAUGCUCUUACCUGCACUACAGGGUUAACCACAAGCCAGCCAAGCCCAGCACAUUAUUCUUAUCCCAUUCAAGCUUCAAGCACAAAUGCCAGCCUGAUAUCCACUUCAUCUACAAUUGCCAAUAUUCCAGCAGCAGCAGUUGCUAGCAUCUCAAACCAGGACUAUCCCACCUAUACUAUCCUUGGUCAGAGUCAGUACCAGCCAUGCUACCCCACCUCCAGCUUUGGAGUCACAGGCCAGACUAACAGUGAUGCUGAGAGUACCACAUUAGCAGCCACCACAUACCAGACAGAGAAAUCUACUGUUAUGGUACCUGCGUCUGCAGCACAGAGAAUUUCUGGAGACCCUUCUACAAGCCCAUCUUUGUCCCAAACUACUCCAAGUAAAGAUGCUGAUGAUCAGUCUAGGAAAAAUAUGACUGGCAAGAACCGAGGCAAGAGGAAAGCUGAUACCUCCUCUUCCCAGGACAGUGAAUUGGAACGGGUAUUUCUGUGGGACUUGGAUGAAACGAUCAUCAUCUUCCACUCUCUUCUUACGGGAUCCUAUGCCCAGAAGUACGGAAAGGACCCAACAGUGGUGAUUGGCUCAGGUUUAACAAUGGAAGAAAUGAUUUUUGAAGUGGCUGAUACACAUCUAUUUUUCAAUGACUUAGAGGAGUGUGAUCAAGUGCAUGUGGAAGAUGUGGCUUCAGAUGACAAUGGCCAAGACUUGAGCAACUAUAGUUUCUCAACAGACGGUUUCAGUGGCUCAGGAGGCAGUGGCAGCCACGGUUCCUCAGUGGGUGUCCAGGGAGGCGUGGACUGGAUGAGGAAAUUGGCUUUCCGCUACCGAAAAGUGAGAGAAAUCUAUGAUAAGCAUAAAAGCAAUGUGGGUGGUCUCCUCAGUCCCCAGAGAAAGGAAGCACUGCAGAGACUAAGAGCAGAAAUUGAAGUUUUAACAGAUUCCUGGUUAGGAACUGCAUUAAAGUCCUUACUUCUCAUCCAGUCCAGAAAGAAUUGUGUGAAUGUUCUCAUUACUACCACUCAGCUGGUUCCAGCCCUGGCCAAGGUUCUCCUAUAUGGACUAGGGGAAAUAUUUCCUAUUGAAAACAUCUAUAGUGCUACCAAAAUUGGUAAAGAGAGCUGCUUUGAAAGAAUUGUGUCGAGGUUUGGAAAGAAAGUCACAUAUGUAGUGAUUGGAGAUGGACGAGAUGAAGAAAUUGCAGCCAAACAGCACAACAUGCCUUUCUGGAGGAUCACAAACCACGGAGACCUAGUGUCUCUCCACCAAGCUUUGCAGCUUGAUUUUCUCUAAGAACUUGAAUGAAGAACCCAUGAGCUCCUUUUCACUCCUGAAGGGAGCUAGAGACCAGAACCAACUGGGAACUCGCUCUCACUCUCAUGGAAUGCUGGUGAGAACACAGUCAGAACUAACAACUGCAAGAAACAAAGCUUGUUUUGCUAAGAAUGAGCUGCAGCCCCCUGUCCAUCCUCAUUCAGAAGAAGGAGGAGACAGUUGGAUAGAGAGAACAAUAGACUCGCUGCAGCUCCAGUGCUUUAAUUCUUCUGGGUUUUAUUCUGUUUUGUUUUGUUUCAAAAAAUGAAGAAAAAGAAAAGGAAAUUCUUGGGGCAGAGUUGCACUCUUAUCCAUGACAAGAUUAAGAACUGCUAUCAACUUGUGAUAGGAUAAUUGCAGCAGAUUUUUGUAAGAACAUCUCUUGCAGUCUUUAUAAUCUUUCUAGCUGUAGAACUUAAUCCCAGUGAAUGUAUAUGUUAUUUUUAUAGGUAAGGGUCUGGUCUCUGAAGCAGAUUUCCCCCUUCUCUUUUUCUAGCAAGAAAGGGUGUGUCGAGUUUCCUUCAAAAAUAGUAAUUGAAAUAUCUAAAAUACCUCUCUGUGACAGUAGCACCUCUUUAGCCGCUCCAGUUUUCUGCUUUCUAGGAUGGUUCCCUUCUCAUUCUUCCAUCUCCUAGUUUGCUGAACUUCGGGGCACUGGACACUGAUUAACUUUAGACUUUGGCAUUUCCCAUCCUAGAAACCUUGGUCCCUUUUCUAGUCUCUCUUCCCCUUUAACCAAAUGGCACAAACCCUAGAAACUCCUUUUCUUAGACAAAUUCUAAGCCUUCAACUUGGCUCUUUUAUUCAGACUGUCCCAGGAGCUUAGCCUCUAAACUAGACAGAAGGAGCUAAGGCUCGUUAUGCAUUUCAACAUUUGAAGAAAAUCCCCUUUGGCUUUUGAGACAGGAAGAGUCCACAUUUUCCUCCUGCAGAGAAGCACUCUUCCCCAAUAGAUACUCACCCCUACAGCCUUCUGUUUCUUCUUAGUCAUCAAAUGCUAGACUCUUGCCUCUUUCCUGCCCUCUACACCGCAUAUCCACCUCUAUGCAGCUCUGGCCAGUCUCUGGGCAUUGGACCCAAGAAGUCAAAUCAAGUCCAAGACCAAGCUCACAACUAUAUUUUGGGCAAAAUUACCAAUGUAUUUGACUUCCUUUGAAGCCCUUAAGCCCUGUGAAGUAUAUCCUGGGCAUAUAUUUACCGAGCUCUCAUCUUGAAACUGAAGAGCAGAUUGUGAUCAAAUCAUUUUCCCAUAGAUAGCCUUCCAGCAUCUCAAAUCCCAUUCUAAAAUGGGAAACCAGAAGGCCAGAAAGACUUUCCUGAUUUUAAAUGAGGGUACUGGGCCCCCCCUACACUAUGCCUAACCACUUAAUUCUGGGCCAAAUGUGGAAGCAGCUCUCAGCCUGACCUCCGGGAAGGAUGGCAGACACCCAGGCACUAGUCCCAGCCUCCCAGCUCUGCUGUGUUCUUGGAUGCUCCAUCCCUCCAAGACCAACAUGGAUAUUUGCUCAGGCGGAUAAACUUCCCUAAAGCUGAGGUGAUGUAUUCUGGGUCCUCAAUGGGAGACAUCCAUGACCAACCCCAAGCUAUACUUACCUGUCCUUAAAAAUUCUGCUUAUCCACUUCUAGAGAUGUUAUAGAACAAAGAGGUCAGACUCCUUCCAUUGCCAAGUCACUCAGAUAGCAGCAAAGAAAGGCUGGUGUACACAUUCCUUCAGAACUUGUUGAGAAAGUGCUUCAUGACUCAGUUUUAGGGAGAGGAGCUGAAGUCCAUGCCUUAUUACUUAACUGCCUCUUUCUCCUUGUUUCCAUGUGGGAUUGGGGAGGAGAUGGUGUCUGAGGCAGACCUUCCAUUGGUUUAUAUUCAGCCUAGUUGCCCAGAUAUUGAUCUGUUUGACUUGAUGGUUGAUCUUAGAAAAUUCUAACUUGGGUCUUCCAGGCCCCAAACCCUCCUACUACUGGCAGUAUAGCUACUGGUUUCUUGCCCUGGACAUGCCACCCUGUUGGUGCUGUGCUCCAGGCUUGUGAGGCUGUGGAGCAGCACACCCAUCAUGCACACAGCUUCGCACACAGCUUCACACACACUCUUCCCUCUCCCAGCCUAGAUGAUUACAAAAGGGACAUGAACUUGGCCAAGAGAGAUGAGGCGGCUUUCUGAGCAGAGCAGCAUCUGCUCUUUUCUGAUUGUUGCCAUGCUCAUUGAGAGGACAGACAGCAGACAGGAGCUUCCUGGCUCUUCUUUACCAAAAUGAGUGCUCUUCUUACCAUAUCUUCUCUCACCCCCAGCCCCUACCUCCACCCCAGCACAAAGAUGUAGAGAGGAAGAUAAGUAGGUGGUGUCACUGGAAGCUGAGGGUCAAAGGAUACUGUGGGUCCUUUCAUCAAGGGGGAAGCCCUUUGUACUAGAAACAUGACCCAUAAAGUUAGCCAAGUGAUGAGUCCUUCUUCCAGCUGGGCACUGUGGUUUCUAUAAGAUGGGGUCUGCACGUUUCAUCAUGAGGACUGUCUCUAAUAGGGGAUCUUCUGUUGCCAGGUGUGUCCUGAGUUUAAGAGGUGGCUUGACUUGCGAAUGUAAAACUGACUGUGCCUUAGCAUCACCCUGUCCAGUGUCCCUGGGGCAGCUGGUGGUGCCCAGGAGAAUGGGCACCUGCUCCAGAUUUAGAUGCCUAUUUGGGCUUUUGUUUGGUUCAAGGUGUUCCUGUCUUCUGCUCUGCAAGUUAGGGGGCAAAGCUAGCGUCCCAGAAGACUUGUGCCACAGCUUGUUUGCAGUUUACACAAACUCAGCUUUAAAGCUCCAGGUGGAAUCUGAUUGGCAAACUCCAGCUGCAGCAUAUGGAGCUUUAGAUGUUCACUACCUUGAAUGGGUGUCAGUGCCACUGAACCAAGAGAGGAGUAAGGGGCAAAGCCACAUUCUCCCUUUCUGGGAGAGCGGUGGGCUAGGCCAAGGGGCAGUGAGCUUAGGGACUUCCUCUUCUUCUCACUCCUCACUCCUCCAGAAGGGGCCAGUUAGGGCCCCUCUUAAGCAGGCUUCUAUUUCUUACCGUUAAAGUGGUUUCCUUUUUCAUCCAAAAGUUGGAACUCCCCAGAUAGUUACACUGUAGAAGCCAAAUCUCAACUCUGAGAUUCUAAAAUAUCUUAAACAGGAGAGAAAAUCUAGUUCUGUCCCAGCCUUGAUCAGCAGCAGGGCAUCUGCCCCUCCCUCUCUGCGUCACAUAGCUCAACAAGGCUCCUAGGCUGGCUCCUAGUGCACUGAGAGGAGCCAUCCCAUCAAGGACGUCUUCUGCGCAAAACAUCUCUCUCCCUCUGGACUUCAGAUGCCUCUUUUAGCAGGAAGAAGCAUUGCUUGGAUUGGAUAUAUUUAUGUGACUGCGACAUUCAUGGCUGUAGAGUCCUUGACCAUAAUGUUAUAUGUAAUGGGAAUUAUAAACUUGAAAAAUAAAAUUUUAAUUUUC